Molecule: messenger RNA, 948 nt
Organism: Cetraspora pellucida
Lineage: Eukaryota; Fungi; Glomeromycota; Glomeromycetes; Diversisporales; Gigasporaceae
Source: the annotation of a GenBank genome assembly
AUGACAACGUUGACCAAAAGCACACUUGACACAUGGACAUUGGAUGUUUGUUCUGUCGCCAGCAAUAAAACAUUUGAUCGCGGUAGAUUUUAUUCAAAAGUGACACAAGUAAAGUGGAGGAAUUGCGGGGGCCGUAAGCAGAACGGUAGUAAGCCCUUUAGAAAGAAUGAAGAUCUUAUUUCAACUUAUAGUGGAAUUAUCCCCACAUUAGCAAAAAUAUGGCGUGAGGAAGGGGUACUUGGAUUUUUAAGGGGAAAUGGGACGAACAUUAUAAGAAUUGUUCCUUACAGUGCGACACAAUUUGCGGCAUAUGAAAAAUAUAAACGACUUUUACUAGAAGAAGGAAAAACAGAAUUAGAUGCACCACGACGUCUUUCGGCAGGAGCAUUAGCGGGCAUAACGUCAGUCGCAUGUACAUAUCCAUUAGAUAUAGUAAGAACAAGACUUUCAGUUCAAUCAGCAACAUUAUCAGGUAAAGAAGGACAGAAAAAAUUAGCAGGUAUCGCGUCAACAAUGAAGAUAAUUUAUAUUACCGAGGGCGGUAUUAUGGCAUUAUAUCGUGGCUUGGCACCAACCCUGUUGGGAGUGGCACCGUAUGUAGCACUCAAUUUCCAUUCAUAUGAAGUAUUGCGUAAAUAUUUUACACCAGUUGAUAAAACAUCACCACCGGUGGCGCAAAAACUGUUGUGUGGAGCGUUAGCAGGAUCAUUUGCACAGACAAUAACGUAUCCGUUGGAUGUAUUAAGAAGAAGAAUGCAAGUAACAGGGAUGAAAGAGUUAGAAUAUAAAUAUAAUAACACGUGGGAUGCGCUAACGCAAUUGAUAAAAAGGGAAGGGAUACGAGGAUUAUAUAAAGGGAUGGUACCAAAUUAUUUAAAAGUAGCGCCAGCUAUUAGUGUAAGUUUUGUAACAUACGAAGCUUGUAAGGAUUUUAUGGGCGAUUAUUGA